Suillus paluster is the source of this 1111-nucleotide messenger RNA. RefSeq lists its product as uncharacterized. The record is from RefSeq and is a predicted model, not a curated record. The transcript has 5 exons. Lineage: Eukaryota; Fungi; Basidiomycota; Agaricomycetes; Boletales; Suillaceae. Bases 205 to 726 code for a protein of 173 amino acids.
UACGAAAGGGAUUCCUUGGUAGUUUUUCCACUCCUGAGCUGAGAGAAACUCAAAGGGUUGACACGUUUGUGCGAAAAAUGUUGGCUCCUACUAUUGCUGCUGAUGAGUUCCCACCAUUUAUGCUCUACUGACUCAUCGUGAGUUCAUAUAGUCGGCGAGUGGGUAUCCUAUGCGCUACACUACGAUCCUCGCAAAAUACUUGAUAUGUAUAAAGGGAGGGCAGGCUCCAUCGGUGGCUCAUACAAUCGGGACUUCUACGAAGUAUUUUUUAAAGAUUUCUUGUCGGGGCCUUUAGCUUCUGUCCUGGCUAAUAGGAAAGAACCUUAUCUCCUUCCCCUUGACCACGAACAGCCUAUAAUUGACAAUGUCGUUGGAGAGGAUGAUCGAUAUUCACAAUGUCAGUCUGAUAGUUUUAAGGGGCCAGAGUUAUGGGGACCAAGAGAUUGUUUGCCAUGCGACCAGCUGAUUAAGAGGCUGUUCAACUGCAAAACAUCAGCUUAUGACGCCUGGAAGAAAGAGGAUUGGUUAUGCGAUCGAUGCUCGGAGAAGUCCAUGCGCGACAAUCUCCACAUUUGGUACUUGGGGGAGAAGGUUAAACGAGGACGCAAGAUUCGAGAAGACUGCUGGUAUGGAUACAACUGCCGUGCCAAAACACACGACAAGAGACACGCUCGGAGACCGAAUCAUUGGUGCGAACCUAUCAAGGGAGAUGUCCCUUCGACAUGACCUUUGAGCAACAUGUCUAUGUCCAAAUCAUUAUGUCUCGUUUCGAAGGCUUUGUAUUUUCAAUUCCGGUCAUUUAUCAUUGGAGCGUAUGGCGAUUUGGUCACCGGUGGCGAUACCCGUACUGGUGUCAAAUGUGUUGCAGGGGACCAGGUAUUACGUAGCCUUCAAUUUAAGGUGUGUUCAAGCAGUUUGCAUCUAGAAUUAGAUGCACUAUGUAGUGAUCCGUUGGCGAAAAUCAUUACAGAAAAGCCCUAAGCACGACUCCGAUGGACCGAUAUCUUCCUCAAUUGAAGUUUGCCCCCUCAGCCAAAACUAAGGUACCUGGACUGAUGGCUUGGCGAUCCUUCUGAUCUUUAUUCCUGGACACGAUAUUAGAAGGAACGAU